CCAGAAGGAGCAUUCUGACACAGACGUAAACAAGAGUCUUUUGUUGUUAUCAUGUCAGCAGUGUUUGUCUUUGUGGUUGCUUUAGCUUCUCAAACAGCAGCUCGGUACACAGCAGACUGGAAGAGUUUGGACGCCAGACCGCUGCCUGCAUGGUACGACGAGGCUAAGGUGGGGAUUUUCGUCCACUGGGGUGUAUUUUCUGUCCCCGGGUUUGGGAGCGAGUGGUUUUGGUGGCACUGGCAGGGCGAGCAGCCCCCUGACUCAAAAUGCGUCAAGUUCAUGUCAAAGAACUACCCUCCGGGGUUCAGCUACCCGGAGUUUGCUCCAGACUUUAACGCCGAGUUCUUCAACCCGGGGGACUGGGCGGACAUUUUCAAGGCUUCUGGUGCAAAGUAUGUCGUCCUCACCGCCAAACACCACGAAGGAUUUACGAACUGGGGCUCUCCAAACUCCUGGAACUGGAAUUCAGUUGACACAGGGCCUCACCGCGACCUGGUGGGAGACCUGGGGGAGGCGGUGCGCAACAGGUCACUUCACUAUGGACUUUACAACUCCUUGUAUGAGUGGUUCCACCCUCUGUACCUGAUUGACAAGAAGAAUAGAUUCAGAACCCAGGAGUUUGUGAUGCACAAACUUCUCCCUGAGCUUUACAACAUGGUUGUAAGAUACAAACCUGAAGUCAUCUGGUCAGAUGGGGACUGGGAAGCCCCUGACACCUACUGGAACUCUACCCAGUUUCUUGCAUGGCUCUACAACGACAGCCCAGUCAAGGAUAGAGUUGUGACCAAUGACAGAUGGGGAGCUGGCUGUGCCUGUAAACAUGGUGGCUACUUUAACUGUGAAGACAAAUUCACUCCUGGCAAGCUGCCCAAGCACAAAUGGGAGAAAUGCACAUCUGUGGACAAGUUUUCCUGGGGUUACCGUCGGAACAUGAAGUUGCGCGAAUUGAUGGACUUACCCACUAUCAUCGAGGAUCUAGUACGCACUGUGGCACUGGGUGGAAACUACCUCCUGAAUGUGGGUCCAACACCUGAUGGGAUGAUCCCUGCAGUGUUUGAGGAGAGGCUCCGAGGGGUUGGCGCUUGGCUCAAGAUCAACGGCGAGGCCAUCUACGCCUCCAAACCCUGGAGGGUCCAGAUUGAGAACAGCACAGUCCCAGUCUGGUAUACAUCUCAAGGAAGCUCUGUUUUUGCCAUCAUGACAACUAAACCACCGAAGCCCACAGUGCAACUUAUGGAACCCAAAACAACACCCACCACUACGGUGACCUUGUUGGGGAGACAAAAGCCAUUACCCUGGUCUCCAGUCAACCCAAAUGCUGGUCUAACCAUCCUGCUGCCUGAACUGCCAUAUACCCCUGGACAGGCGUGGAUUCUUAAACUGGACGGCGUCCAUUAAACAUUGAACCUUGCUCAGAUUGAUUAUUAUGAAGGAGAUAAAUUUAGGAUUGUAUCAUGGCUGUAGGAUAAGGUGGAGCUCAUGCACUUUGAUUGAAAGGCCAGCACUUUUGUAAUGGAUUACUAUUUUUACCCAAAUGAAGGAAUUAAUCAUUCUUCUUAAAUGAUUCCUGUGUCGAUCUGAGGCCUAAAGGUUUUAACAAUGACUUUUAUGUUUUAAUUGCUGUUUCUGAGGUGAUUACAUUUCCUUGUGUGUUGUUUGAAAUGAACAAUUAACAUACAAAACAUUUUCUAUUUUUUUACUGAAUGUUCUUAAAGUGAAUGAUUAAAGAUGAUCCCAUUUGUCUGA
Molecule: messenger RNA, 1746 nt
Organism: Labrus mixtus (cuckoo wrasse)
Lineage: Eukaryota; Metazoa; Chordata; Actinopteri; Labriformes; Labridae
Product: tissue alpha-L-fucosidase-like
Exons: 8
Coding region: 52-1398 (448 amino acids)
Biological process (GO): fucose metabolic process; glycoside catabolic process
Cellular component (GO): lysosome
Molecular function (GO): alpha-L-fucosidase activity
Source: RefSeq, a predicted model, not a curated record